This is a messenger RNA of Ictalurus furcatus (blue catfish), 3434 nucleotides long. Its product is annotated as follistatin-A. Gene Ontology annotation, biological process: negative regulation of activin receptor signaling pathway; multicellular organism development; cell differentiation. Bases 1306 to 2337 code for a protein of 343 amino acids. Lineage: Eukaryota; Metazoa; Chordata; Actinopteri; Siluriformes; Ictaluridae. The record is from RefSeq and is a predicted model, not a curated record. Gene Ontology annotation, molecular function: activin binding; protein binding. The transcript is spliced from 6 exons.
GUUCCUUUUUAGAAAUAUAAUUUAGAUUGUGAUCGAGUAGUUACAGUUUUAACAGGUACCGUAGAUAUUAUUACAUUUGUAUUCAGUGUGGGAAACAAAACAACAACAAAAAAAGAUGUUUAUCGUUAACGCUUUGAUCAGAAGGUUCAAGUCCCAUUAUUGUCAGGCAACCACGUCUUAUCGGGGUUUAAAUAGCAAUAAUUCUUAUCAGUAUGUCUCUAAAUGUCACAGUAAGGAAUUUUUAUAUAUCAGCGCGUACUGAAGUGUUUUAUUCCUCUUAUACCACAGCAGUUUGCCAAUGAUGUGGUUUGUCCUCAAAACAAGUUCUUGUUUACGUUAUAGCAGCAAUAAAGAGUCCUUCAGCAUCCUCUCCUUUCCCUCAAAGUUAAUAAUACAAAACAACCCACACAAAUUGCCGUGUUACAGAGAAACCGCAGAGAAGCGUAAACUCCUCUGUCCUGAAGAUGUCAAAAAAACUUCAACUUGCAGCUUUACCUCUGACCAUUACAAAGCGCUGACACUGGAGACUCCUUCCUCUCUAAUAACUUGUAGAUAAAAGAUUUCUUUGGAUAAUAGUUUCAAGAGCUUUUCUACUUGGAACUCUUUCUAACAGGGAAACACACUGUUGGAGGGUUUUAUGGAGGACUUUCCAAGGGUUCCUUCAGGGAGAUGCUUAACGGUUUUCUACAGCUGUCUUCAACCUCUUUCAUAUCCUCUGCAUCAUUACAACGCCUCUUUUCCGAAUAUUUCUUUUAAGUGUCGCCGCCUCAUGCGUCCAGGGUUCCGGGUUCGAUCCCGAGCUCGAGUUACGGCCUGUGCGGAUUUGUCACGUGCUCUUUCAGUGUUCCUCUGGGUUCUCCGGUUUCUUCCAACCUCCCAACCUCCCAAAAACAAGCCACUAUGCUAAAUUGUAAUAAAUCCCUACGUGCAAAUGAGACGGACCGGCAUCCCGUCCAAGACGUAUUCCGCCUCACGUCCAGUGUUCCUGGGAUAGACUUCGGAUCAACAGCCACUGUGACCAGGAUAACACGUUUACCGACACAUCCUCUUGGAAAUUCACUUAUUUGUAAUGAGUUGUAAAAAGAAAUGCAUGUUUACAUUUUCUUACCCAGCCAUCAGUGCAAACCUUUUAAGCGUGAGGAUUUGUCAUUUAUGUUGCAGAGGGGUUUUUUGGGGAAGGUUUGGUUUUUUGUUUUUUUUGUUUUUUGUAAGAGGAAUUUGCUCAGAUGAGAGUCGCUCCAAUCUGGCAACCCUGGAGCACAGGCGCUCCUAUAGAUUUAAAAAGCGGGAGUGGAUGUGAGCUGGAUGACAGAGCCCGGCUGGGAUCAGUGUGAGGAAGAGCACACCGGGAUUAUCAGCAUCAGGAUCGGGAUUAGUUUUGGGAUCAGGAUGCUCCGCUUUCCGUCGCUGCUUGUGCUCUGGCUCGCGCACUUCAUUGACGAGCAUCGAGUUUACGCUGGGAACUGCUGGUACGAGCAGGGGAAGAACGGCCGCUGUCAGAUGCUCUACCUGUCUGAAAUGAGCCGGGAGGACUGCUGCAGGAGCGAGAGGCUCGGCAUGGCGUGGACCGAGGAGGACGUUCCCAGCAACACGUUGUUCCGAUGGCUGCUCAUGCACGGCGGUGCACCAAACUGCAUACCGUGCAAAGAGACGUGUGAUAACGUGGACUGUGGUCCUGGGAAGAAAUGCAAGUUGAACCGGAGAAACAAACCGCGUUGCGUGUGCGCUCCGGACUGCUCCAAUAACACCCUCAAGGGCCCGGUGUGCGGCUCGGACGGAACCACGUACCGCAACGAGUGCGCACUACGCAGAGCCAAGUGCAGGAGAUACCCCAACCUGGUGGCCCAGUACCAGGGGAAGUGCAAGAAGACGUGUAACGACGUGCACUGCCCGGGAAGCUCGUCUUGCGUGGUGGACCAGAACAACAACGCCUACUGUGUGACCUGCGAGCGCGUGUGUCCUGAAGUGACCUCACCCGAGCAGUACCUGUGUGGGAACGACGGCAUCAUUUACGCCAGCGCCUGCCAUCUCCGACGAGCCACGUGCAUUCUGGGAAGGUCCAUUGGGGUGGCCUAUGAGGGCAAGUGCAUAGACGCCCACUCGUGCGACGAUAUCCGCUGCCCAGACGGAAAGAAGUGUCUGUGGGACAUGAGGACGGGUCGAGGACGAUGCUCCGUGUGCGAGAGCGAGUGUCCCGAGAGUCAUCCCGGAGACAGCGUGUGCGCCAGCGAUAACGCCACGUACCGCAGCGAGUGCGAGAUGCAUCGGGCCGCCUGCUCGCGAGGCCUCGUCCUCGAGGUCAAACACUCCGGGUCCUGUAACUGCGUUGACCACUGACUCGUCCUUCCCGUCCCGUCGUACGUGGAUCCCGACCUGCUUCGUCACGUGAAUCAGACAAAGCAGCAACGUUUCAGAUGCGUUAUUACGGGAAGGAACAACAAAAAAAGAUAAUUUUUUCCGAAAAAAACAGACUUCUUUUCUUCCCUUCUCAAGCCAUGAGCUCCUGCGCUGCUGUGUUCCUCGACAAGCAGAGAGAGGAUGAAGAGGAGGAUGAGGAUGAAGGUCUGGAGAAGACAGAUUAUCGCGACUGUGAUGUGUGAAGCGGUGCGACUCGGCUCCGGCGCAGAGUCAGUAUUCAGACUGUACAUAGACAUACACGCUAAUUUAUUUUCCACAAUUAAAAAAAUUUAAAAAAGAAAUAAAAAAAGAAAUAAAAAAAGAAGAGGAAGAUUUCAUAUAGCCGUCUUCUGGAUGUUUAUUUAUGUGUUACUUUUUAUUUAUACACUUAUAAAAAAAGUCCGACUGAAUUUUAUCUUUGAUCUCGUGUAUAAUAUCCACAGAAAAAAGCAGCAUUAUUUAUUUAAAAGGUGCAAUGUGUGAUGUACAGAGAACCGAGAUUGCAUUUUCUCCAGCGUCAUACCCUCUGUGUGUGUGUGUGUGUGUUUAUUCCCUUCUUCUCUAUUUUCCUUAUUUAUUUUGUCCUUCCCAUCUUUCCUUCAUUUUUUUUUACCUCUUUCUUUACUUUCCUUAUUUAAUUUGAUCUUUCCUUAUUCCCUCCCUUCUUUGUCCUUUGCUGUCCAUUCCGUUUCUUCCUUCUUCUUUCUUUCAUUUCCUUCUUUUUCUGAUUCUCUUUUAAUUUCUUCCAUACUUUCCCCAUUUCUUUUCUCCAUCCUUUAGUUCUUUCAUUCCUUUUUUCUUUUCCUUGCUUCUCAUUCUCUUCCUUCCUUUCCUCUUUCUCCUUUUUCCAGUCUUUUUUGUUCUUUAUCUCUUUCCUUUCCUUCUUUUCCCCUUCCUCUAUCUUUUCUUUAUUUCUUUCCUUCCUUCCUAUCUUUCUUUUUCCUUUUCUCGCUUUCCCUUGCUUCUUUCCUUCCCUUCUUCUCUUUCCCCUUCUUCCAAUCUUUUUUGUUCUUUAUUUAUUUUCUUUCCUUCUUUUC